Molecule: messenger RNA, 738 nt
Organism: Trichoderma virens Gv29-8
Lineage: Eukaryota; Fungi; Ascomycota; Sordariomycetes; Hypocreales; Hypocreaceae
Exons: 1
Coding region: 1-738 (245 amino acids)
Source: RefSeq, a predicted model, not a curated record
AUGCCAUCAUCAACAUCUCGGCAACAUGCCUCCCCUAUCCCGCAUAUCCACGCUCUCUGCAUGGAUGACGAAUACAGCACCGCCCUCCAGGCUGCCGUCGCAUCUCACAACCUCUCCUCCGUUUCAAUCACGUACCACAACUGCGCCCUCGCCUUUGUAGAGGCCGAGUUCGAUCUCAUCGUGUCCCCUGCGAACUCAUACGGCCGACUGGACGGAGGCUUCGACGACGCCAUCUCACGCUCAUUCUCUCCUCGCGGCGACUAUUUCGCCCUCACAAGAGCCGCCCAGGCCAAGCUGUAUGAUGAGUGGCGCGGCUUCGCUCCUCCGGGGACUUGCACGCUGCUCCGUAUCCCCGACGACUUCCACGCCCGCUCACAAAAUACCUGGCACACCAAAUAUCUGGCGCUGUGCCCGACAAUGCGCGUCCCGCAGAACGUCAACUGGGACCACGAGGUCAUCUACGAGUGCACGUGGAGUUUGCUCUGCGCGGUAGACAAACACAACCGAGCAAUUCGUGAGGGCAGGCAAAUUGGGCAGCAUGACGAGAUCCGCAGCCUGCUCAUGGUUCCCAUGGCUACGGGCGUGGGCGCUGUGAGUCCCGAGCGAUGGGCAAAUCAGACGGCCCUGGCGCUGAAGCACUAUCUUGAUGCGAUGGAACACGGGUCCAAAUGGAGCUCGCUGGAACCAGACGAUAUUAUCGAGUAUGCGCACGAGGUUGAGCAGACGUGGGAACUGUAG